Molecule: messenger RNA, 1539 nt
Organism: Physella acuta
Lineage: Eukaryota; Metazoa; Mollusca; Gastropoda; Physidae
Product: protein SYS1 homolog
Biological process (GO): Golgi to plasma membrane protein transport; Golgi to endosome transport; protein localization to Golgi apparatus
Cellular component (GO): trans-Golgi network; Golgi membrane
Source: RefSeq, a predicted model, not a curated record
UUUCAAUAUGGCGACCUCCAAGUUGGCAUAGUAAACAAUUUCCUUAGUCGAAGCCCAAGACACUUGUAUCAACUUCUCCAUCCUCCAUCAUUCUCCCAUGACUUGAACUUACAAAAUAAUACGAAUAAACCUUCUUGUACAGUUGGAAUUUGGAUGACAAGUCCAAUGAUAUGCUACAUUUGAUUAGAAUACCGGUUCCGUCACUAAAGAUGGGAGGACAAUUCCGCAGUUUUCAAUGGGACCCUGUCCUCAUCAUUGGCCAGAUAAUAGCAAUGAUUUCCUUUUGGUACUUUUCUUUGGGCAUGUGGAUAUUUGUCCUAGAUGUCAUUGGAAAGUUUGACCUUUCAACUGAACAACUUUUUACACAGAGCGAUCUUGGACUAUAUGAAGACUCUGGAAGAACAAAUAUAAUAGCAUAUGCCCUCAACAGUUUAACUGCGUCAUUCAUUAUGUGGACUGUAGUAGGACGCACGAAACAGUGCUUAGACUUCACUGCAACCAUCCAUGGGUUCCACUUCUUUGCCUGCUGGAUCUACUUUGGUUAUGUACCUGUGACAUUUUGGUGGUGGGUGACCAACAUCAUUUGCCUGGCCCUGACUACCGUGACUGCAGAGUUCCUGUGUAUGAGGUCAGAGAUGAAGGCUAUACCAGUGGGGAUGGGGGCUAAAGUAGAUUUGUAAAGGUUGUUGGCAAAGUGCUUUGUGAAAGUUAUGUUGCUGCAUCGCUCCUGAACUAACAGAUGGCUGUAAACUCAGUAUAAAAUUAUUUUUUUUGUUUUAGUUAAUUUCAAAAUAGACAUUUUUGAUUUCAUCCAAUGUGUAUUCAUUUUAAACUAAAGCACACAUAAUUUUGUGUGGUAUUUAUAUAAAAUGUUUUUUUUCAAUGUACGUAUUUUAUAUAAAAAAAACUCUUAAAUUGUUCAUUAUGUGUGUGGAUACCAUGUAUAGAAAUAAAUAUUAACACUAAAUUAUAGUAAAAUUUAUCCAGAAAUUGAGUAGAUAUAUUAGACUAUAAUAUAUAUAGGUAGUCACUGUAUAGAAGGAUAUAGAACUAUAAUGAUUCAUUUUUUUACUGUUUUAUUUUUGUUUUGCAAGUAUUUGAAAAUUACUCAUAGAACUAUUGUCAAAAGAGUUGAAUGUUUUUGAGAAUCUGAGACUGCUUGAAGUGCAUGUCUUAUUAUGUGUCUGUACAUUGCAUUUCUUUGUUCAUUUUUUGACUCUUGUUGAUGAUUUAAUGUAAAGAACUCAUUGAGUAUCUUACUGAUAGCAGAUUAUUAGAUAGUGUUGGUAUUGCCAUUAUUGUGGUUGUUGGAGGGCAGCAUCAAGGCUGUUUUAACUGUGUUUGUUUAUAAUAUGUAAAGAUAUGCCAAUUGAAUUAUUGUUUUAAUUAUAUAAAUCAUGCAGUUUUGUUCAUAUUUUUUUGUUUUUUUGUAUAAAAAAUGUCCAGAAAGAUUUUCAAAUCUUAAUUUCUGUUUGGUCUGUUUCGCAGUGGAGUUAAGAAGUAAAAAUUAUCCAAAUACAAUUGAAUAUAAACAAAAUG